Molecule: messenger RNA, 7884 nt
Organism: Hippopotamus amphibius kiboko
Lineage: Eukaryota; Metazoa; Chordata; Mammalia; Artiodactyla; Hippopotamidae
Gene: XPO4
Product: exportin 4
Exons: 23
Coding region: 302-3535 (1077 amino acids)
Biological process (GO): protein export from nucleus
Cellular component (GO): cytoplasm; nuclear pore
Molecular function (GO): nuclear export signal receptor activity
Source: RefSeq, a predicted model, not a curated record
CCUUCCAUGGUUAACACUGAGCAGCGCCAGCAUGCUGAGCAUGUCUUCUUAUCAUUUAGGAAAUCAAAGUCUCCGUUCGCAGUUUGCAAGCAUAUUUUGGUUCUUCAUGCUUUGGAAGUAGCGGUUGAAGAGAGGUGAGGAAAGUGUGUGACAGUUGUGGUCCAUGAUUAGCUGCCACCUGCCUGAGGUGUCUUCUGAGAGGAACUAACCUCUUUGUGGUGCUAGAGCAAGGUCACUGGAUAAAAAAGGAGCAGAAACGAGUAAGGUGGACUAUGUGCUCUUUCAAGCUGCCACGGCCAUCAUGGAGGCCGUUGUCCGGGAGUGGAUCCUCCUGGAGAAGGGGAGCAUCGAGUCCCUGCGCACGUUCCUCCUGACCUACGUCUUGCAGAGGCCGCACCUCCAAAAGUAUGUUCGGGAACAGAUUCUAUUAGCAGUAGCGGUAAUUGUAAAACGAGGAUCAUUAGAUAAAUCAAUUGACUGCAAAAGCGUUUUUCAUGAAGUCAGCCAGUUGAUAAGUAGUGGCAACCCCACCGUGCAAACUCUGGCCUGUUCUAUUCUAACUGCGCUAUUGAGUGAAUUCUCAAGUUCAAGUAAAACUAGCAACAUUGGACUGAGUAUGGAAUUCCAUGGCAACUGCAAAAGAGUUUUUCAGGAAGAAGACCUGCGUCAGAUCUUCCUGCUGACGGUGGGAGUUCUGCAGGAAUUCAGCAGGCGGGAGCACCUCAGCGCGCAGCUGUCGUCCGUGUUCCAGCGCUACCUGGCCCUCGCCAACCAAGUCCUGAGCUGGAACUUCCUUCCUCCAAACUUGGGCAGACAUUAUAUAGCCAUGUUUGAGUCCUCACAAAAUGUGCUCCUGAAGCCAACGGAGUCCUGGCGGGAGGCCCUCCUGGACAGCAGGGUCAUGGAGCUGUUCUUCACCGUGCACCGGAAGAUCAGAGAGGACUCCGACAUGGCCCAGGACUCGCUGCAGUGCCUGGCGCAGCUGGCGUCGCUGCACGGGCCCGUCUUCCCCGACGAGGGCUCGCAGGUGGACUACCUGGCGCACUUCAUCGAGGGCCUGCUGAGCACCAUCGACGGCGUGGAGAUCGAGGACGCGGAGGCCGUGGGCGUGGCCAGCAUCAUCAGCAACCUGGUCACCGUGUUCCCGCGCAGCGCGCUCACCGCCAUCCCGCGGGAGCUCUUCUCGUCCUUCGUCAACUGCCUGACGCACCUCACCUGCGCGUUCGGGCGCAGCGCGGCGCUGGAGGAAGCGCUGGAUAAGGACGACAUGGUGUACAUGGAAGCGUACGACAGGCUGCUGGAGUCCUGGCUGACGCUGGUCCAAGACGACAAGCACUUCCACAAAGGCUUCUUCACCCAGCACGCCGUGCAGGUGUUCAAUUCGUACAUCCAGUGCCACCUGGCUGCUCCCGACGGCACCAGAAACUUGACUGCCAAUGGCGUGGCCUCUCGCGAGGAAGAGGAGAUAAGUGAGCUUCAGGAAGAUGACCGGGACCAGUUUUCAGACCAGCUGGCCAGCGUGGGCGUGCUGGGGCGCAUCGCCGCGGAGCACUGCGUGCCUCUCCUGACCAGUUUGUUAGAGGAGCGAGUCACGCGGCUGCACGGGCAGCUCCAGCGGCGGCAGCAGCAGCUCCUCGCGGCCCCGGCGGCGGGCCCUGUGGGCGGCGCGGCGCUGGACGACCUGUAUGAGGACCUCCACUGGCUGCUCCUCGUCGCAGGCUACCUCUUAGCUGAUGAUACUCAGGGAGAGACUCCGCUAAUACCUCCAGAAAUAAUGGAAUAUUCCAUUAAGCAUUCAUCUGAAGUUGACAUUAAUACAACACUUCAAAUUUUGGGAUCUCCAGGAGAAAAGGCUUCUUCCAUCCCAGGGUACAACAGAACAGAUUCUGUGAUUAGGCUGUUGUCUGCCGUUCUCAGAGUUUCAGAAGUUGAGUCUCGGGCCAUCAGGGCCGACCUCACGCACCUGCUGAGCCCUCAGAUGGGCAGAGACAUUGUUUGGUUUCUGAGACGCUGGGCCAAGACCUACCUCCUGGCGGAUGAGAAGCUGUACGACCAGGUAAGUGUGCCGCUCAGUGCGGCCUUCGGCGCGGACACAGAGGGCUCGCAGUGGGUCGUGGGCUACCUGCUGCAGAAGGUGCUCAGCAACCUGUCGGUGUGCAGCAGCGAGCAGGGCCUGGCCAGUGACACCGUGCAGCUGCUCGUCACGCUGGUGGAGCGGAGGGAGAGGGCAAACUUGGUCAUUCAGUGUGAGAACUGGUGGAACUUAGCCAAGCAGUUUGCGAGCCGAAGCCCACCUCUGAAUUUCUUGUCCAGUCCUGUGCAGAGGACGCUGAUGAAGGCACUGGUCUUGGGAGGCUUUGCUCACAUGGACACAGAAACCAAACAGCAGUACUGGACAGAGGUUCUUCAGCCUCUUCAGCAGCGAUUCUUACGAGUGAUAAACCAGGAGAACUUUGCGCAGACGUGCCAGCAGGAGGAGGUAAAGCAGGAGAUCACCGCCACGCUGGAGGCCCUGUGUGGCGUCGCCGAGGCCACCCAGGUGGACAACGUAGCCAUCCUUUUCAACUUCUUAAUGGACUUCCUUACCAACUGCAUUGGACUGAUGGAAGUUUACAAAAAUACCCCAGAGACUGUCAAUCUCAUAAUAGAAGUUUUUGUUGAAGUUGCACAUAAGCAGAUAUGCUAUCUUGGAGAGUCCAAAGCUAUGAACUUAUACGAAGCCUGCCUUACCUUGUUGCAAGUAUAUUCUAAGAAUAAUUUAGGGCGGCAGAGAAUCGACGUUACAGCAGAAGAGGAGCAGUACCAAGACCUGCUGCUCAUCAUGGAGCUUCUCACGAACCUUCUGUCCAAAGAGUUCAUCGACUUCAGUGACACAGAUGAAGUGUUUAGGGGUCAGGAGCCCGGGCCUGCGGCAAACAGAGCGGUGUCGGCUGCCGACGUCGUGUUGUACGGAGUGAACCUGAUUUUGCCCUUGAUGUCACAGGACCUCUUGAAGUUUCCAACCCUUUGUAAUCAGUACUACAAAUUAAUCACAUUUAUCUGUGAGAUUUUUCCUGAAAAAAUACCACAGCUUCCUGAAGAUCUUUUUAAGAGCCUGAUGUACUCGCUGGAGCUAGGGAUGACGUCAAUGAGUCCGGAGGUUUGCCAGCUGUGCCUGGAAGCUCUGACUCCGUUAGCUGAGCAGUGUGCCAAAGCACAGGAGACAGACUCGCCGCUUUUCCUGGCAACACGGCACUUUUUGAAGCUCGUGUUUGAUAUGCUGGUUUUGCAAAAGCACAACACAGAGAUGACCACGGCGGCGGGUGAGGCGUUCUACACGCUGGUGUGCCUGCAUCAGGCGGAAUAUUCUGAACUGGUUGAAACACUGCUGUCAAGUCAGCCGGACCCGGUUAUUUACCAGAGGUUAGCAGACGCCUUCAACAAGCUCACCGCCAGCAGCACACCCCCCGCGCUCGACCGCAAGCAGAAGAUGGCCUUCUUGAAGAGCUUAGAAGAGUUCAUGGCAAAUGUUGGUGGUCUCCUUUGUGUAAAAUAAACAACAGAGCUUUAUGCUUAAUCAGACCCUUCCUGCAAAGUGCACUGAAUUGCUAAAAGUUGACUUGAGUCCUGUCCUGUUCGUCAGUUCUUUGGCCGUUUGGAUUCUGGGAGCCUGACAGUUCGGUGUGUGGUUCAGGGGACACAGGGGUCAGCUCGGGUCAGCUUCUGCUGUCAGCAGGCAUUAACCACCGUCCGUCUUAGGUCUUGUAGGUUUUGACUGGUGAAUUCAAAUCCUCCAAAUGAAAUUGCAUAUGUGUGCAAACAGAUAUGGGCACCAGGAGAUACGUAUCCAGUGCCGUUUCCCUCUUUAUCAGAAUAUUAGGUGGCUACCCACAGUGUUGCCUUUGCGUCACCAAGUGUCCGCUGGACCUCUGCUCGGCCGUUGUCCAGUGAUCCCCUACGUCGCUGAGGAGCUGGUGCCCAGGUAGAUUCUUGGGCCCGAUGGUAGACCCUCAGAGUCAGCCUCUACGUGUUGGACCUGGGAUUCUUGGUUUUAAGAAGCGCCUGUCCUCUGCCCUCCCCCGCAGUUUUCAGCCAGUGCAGAAGACACUGGGAGCCUUUGAGAGGGCUCUUCCCCAGCCCUGCCUCUGGCGGAGGCGGCGGGAGGAGGGACCCCGCCGGGUGUUCGCAGCUGCGGGGCCCCACGCUCGCCCUGCGCGUCUGUGUCGCAGCAGCCUGGUGAGUGCAGGCUCUGGGAAUCCGCUCUGAUGCCUGAACUUGAGGAGGAAAAUACGUGUAUAUUUUUGUUCCAUAAAAAGAACUUUAGGACCUGUAGCCAUUUCAUUGCCUUAAUAUGAAGAAGAAAUUACAAAAAAAGAGCAGGUUUGUUUUAGUAAGAAAUCAAGUCUUGACUUUUCAGAGUUGGGUUAGGGUGUAGCUGCCAUGACCCCGGGCCCUUUUGCUUGUGGAUUGAUGUGGUUUUCUGGGUGGAAUGAGAGGCCCAUUCAUGCGUCGUCUACCUUUCUGAGUAUGUUUCUGUCUGGCCGCUAGCCCAUGGCUGACAGCCUGCUCUGAAUGGCUUGCUUAAGCAAUAACUCACUACUUCACAGGCUGUGAAUUACUGAUUCGCACAGACUUACACGGUGGGCCGUUAGGGCAAUAAUUACGCUUGAGUGGGUGUCAUCUUAUCUCACAGGAGCCACGUAGAUUUCAUGUAAGAGAUGAAAAAAUCCACGGUAGGUCCUCGAGUUUGAUGUUUCUAAUCAGGAUGUGUGUCCCGCCACCCGUCCCCUUGCCCGCGUGCCCGCGUGAGUUGGGGCAUCCCGGCACGCGAGGCUCUGCCCACUGCAGCGUCAGUCACACCGCCCAGUGGCAGGGCUUCCUCCUCCCUGCCCUUGACGGCGCGUGCUCCGCGGACCCGUGAAUGUGGUGUUGACCCUGAACCACGCAGAGCCGAUGCACCCGCCGGCAUGCUGCUGUGUUCUCGGCAGUUUUGGUUAACCGGCGUCCAGGUUCCGUCCAGCUGUGCAGGUGUCGCUGGACACAUGAGGGCAAAGCCCAGAGCCUCAGAUUUUUGAGGAAGAAUUCUCUUAGUUCAGUGCCCGCUGACUAACGACUGAGGUAGAGCAGAGGUGUCUUAAAGGACACCUGGGGGAGACUAGAAUCACUCCUCCAGGGUGCACAUACUCUUGGGUUCUUAAACAUACUUUGGACAGUGCAUUUAUUUUUAGAUUUCUCCGUCUUUCCCUUAAAGAACUUGAAGUCAGAGACAGCGGUAGUCACUUUGUUUGCAUUGUCCUGGCGUUUCAUGUUUCCCAGGUCCCUUGCGCCCAGCAGUUGUCAGCUAAAUAUGUCCCUGUCCCUUUGCCUAAGGGCACCAAGACACGCAGCCAACUGGGUCAGUCCACUGACUGCAAAAAAACUAUAAUCAAGUUGUUAUUGAAGAUAAAGAUGAGUAGGAAAGGAAUGCCAUGGUAAACAAAAGGGCAUCUGUAUUUGAUAACUUAUCUAGACAGAUAUGUUUGCUAAAUUUGCCCAGAUUUUAUUACAGUACUAUAUUUUCAUUAGACCACUUUUAACUGAAACAAGAUUUACUUCAGAUUGGACCAAAUAAUACUUAAGGUAUCAUCAGAAUGUUGGUUAGUGGCACACUGGAAGGCAGUGCCGCCACCAUGUUUAGGUAGUGGGAAAGGCCACUUCGGUGCAGGAGCCUGGCUCUUUUCAGGUGUUUGUGUAUAUGUUUUCCUGAUUGGAUAUUUCUUUAGUGGGUCAUUUGUUUUAUUCUGUCUGGUUUUGUCUUUAGCUGUUUGUUGGCUUUUCAGUUUGGGGGCGGGGAGGGUUGUUUUAAUGCUCUUGGGCCAGUGGGUGUCAAAGAUACUGGCUUAGUUCUAGUGCAUUGAUUUUCACUGUUAGAACAGACUAUUAAGUUGUCAGAGAGUUUUAAAAACAGCAUUAUUUUUUGCCCCUUUUUAUAUUUGUUAAAGGGACACUGUUGAGUAUUUGAAUUUUUGUAAUGCUGUGUUUCAUAAACUUUCUCCUAUUUCACACACAGCGUCCUGCCACCUCAGUUCAGUUCAGCCUUUGCUUGAUUUUAUUUCCCUUGGCUCUUUUAUUUCUGAAGGCACAGCCUCUGCAGACUUUGUACCUUCACAGGUUGCACUCGUGUGGCAGCACCUGUAAGUAAUUCUUGCAGCUCUGCUCGAAGGAUCGGUUUUGCGUUUGCGGUUCUGGGUGCGUGGCUCCCUGGGCAUAGGCCACCUGAGACAGUGUUUGACAGUGUCCUUUCAACACAGUGGUUUGGGUCUUUCGGCCUUGCUGGUUCUUCAUCUCUUGGGAGACAGUGGCAUGUACCUUUUAUGUAAAAAAAACUGCAGUUUUUUUCAAACUAGUUUUAAGAAUUUAGUCUCAUUUCAUUGUAAACCAUGUUUCUAAUUAUAUUACAUUACUCCGUUCAGAGGAGAUAGUUACUUUUUUUCACAAUUUGCCUUUCAAAACCAAGCAUCUCUAAUUUCCCCCAGUCAGCAUUAUUUAACUUGCCUUUCUGUCUUUGGCUGAACUUUCUCUUUUACCAAGAAUGUCAAGUCUUUAUUUUUUCUAAUAUUACCAUGUUUCCCAUUUCUGUUUAUACUUGUAAACUCCUCAAGUAUUGAAGGGAACAAGUUGUCGAUUUCAAGGAUUUCAAGUUUAAGUAUCUUUAAUUUACAGUGUCAGUUGAACCCUUAAAAUACUGUUUUUGUCUGUUACAACUUUACUUGUUUAUGUUUGCCACCUCUGUCAUUAGAGGUGUUGUCUUUAGUCCUUAGUAAGUGAGCUGUCUCUGACGGGCGACUACUGUUAUUAGUUCCUGAAUAAAAUAUUAACUGUUGAGAAGAAGAGACCUCAGUACGUCUUAGGGGUUAUUAACUGUUGAGAAGAAGAGACCUCAGUAUGUCUUAGGGGUUUUUCAAAACCAGACAAUGAGGAACUGAUUUGGAUAUGAGUCCUUAACAUUAUAAUUUUCUGUAAAUUCCUCUAGAAAACAACAUAGCUGAUUUGAGGAUAUAAUAAUGUUUUAAAUUAUUUUAAAAUGUAAGUGGAUGUUCUCUGACUUGGUAACUGUGUUGAAAACACUGCAUCUAAGAAUUCUUUAAAAAUUGAUUUUCUAAAAUUUUAAAAUGUCUAACUUAGGUAUAUUGCUGAGCUCAAAUUAAUUUGCAGUGCCAUGGUUCAAAUUGAACUUUAAACAUUUUAAUUUAGAUGUAAGAAGUGUUCCUGAUGGAUUAUGACGGAACCCAUGACAAUUAGCCAAAGACUGUGUUUGGUUCAGGUAAAGAUAAAGCUUAAUAACGGUCGUCCAUUCUUUUCUGAAGAAGGUGGACGAGGUGAUGUGUUUCUGGCCUCUGGCUCUGCACACAUGAGUCUCUGUAAAGGCAGAAACGUGGAGACGGGGAGAUGUGGCCCGAGCGCCAGCCCCCUGCCCCAGGCUCACACCGCAGACCGUCUUCUUCGUCCCCCUCGCCCUCUAUGGUUUGCUCUUCGCCUGGUCCCAGACUUCCCAGCAGUGGAGAGGUUUUGUUUUGGGUUUUCUUUUCAGUCUGUUUUCUUAGGCCUCUCUGCUCUUAGGAGCUGUCAGAAUGUACUAAGAGCGAUUUUCCUAGCCUGACAUUCAACGCUGUGUCCGCACUAUGUACCUGAUGGGGAUGUGACCACAAGCGUGUCCUGAGCCCAGGUUACCUGGUGUGGUGUCUGUUACCACAUAACAAUUAUGACAGAUUGCAAAGACUGGUAUUGUGACUUGGUUCUCUGUACAAAAGCAAAGGCCCCAUGCAGUGAGUUUCUGGUUUGACAGUCACAAAAUGUUAGCACUGCUACUACCAUUCAGCACAUGUAAAAAUUUUUAAAUUUAUAAAUAUUAAAAUUUUAAACUUA